GAGGAGAAGCCCGAUGGCAUGUCCACAGCGGCAUGGCGCAUGCAGAGGAGAUGUAGGCGCGAGCUGAAACGGCCGGUCCCCGAAUGGAGGAUGAUCUCGAUUGAGCAAGUCACCACGAACCACACGAAGAUGGCACCCGGGAUGUUUUAUGGCCUGCAGUUCCCAUGGACGGAGGAGAUGCUGUUGAGCUCCAAGUUUGGUGCCGAGUGGCUGACGCAGGCCAUGCACGUAGCUGGCACACUGCCAUUGGACAACAAGGUGACGAAGGUCAGCGCUGACCCGUUCAAGAUCACCACCGGAAACAAUGGUGGCAAGUUCCUCUUCGAAGUCGAGUAUCAGAAUCCCUCCGAG
This is a messenger RNA of Symbiodinium sp. CCMP2456, 351 nucleotides long. The record is from the annotation of a GenBank genome assembly. Lineage: Eukaryota; Dinophyceae; Suessiales; Symbiodiniaceae.